Messenger RNA from Glarea lozoyensis ATCC 20868, 1125 nucleotides. RefSeq lists its product as uncharacterized. Lineage: Eukaryota; Fungi; Ascomycota; Leotiomycetes; Helotiales; Helotiaceae. The transcript has 2 exons. Bases 1 to 1125 code for a protein of 374 amino acids. The record is from RefSeq and is a predicted model, not a curated record.
AUGGAAAUCCAAGAGAUUUAUUCGCAUCCGUAUGGAGACAAAAUCUUUGAAGAUCAGCAAGCAAAGUUCCGCUUCUUUCCAAAGCUACCGAUCGAGUUACGGCUCAUCAUUUGGAAAAUUGCGGUAGAUGAAGGCCGAAUCAUUCACUUGUCGAAGGCGCCCAAGGGACCUUCUUUCGUCAAUCUUUCCGGACACCCGCCUCUUUUGGAAGCAUGUCUGGAAUCGCGAAUAGUGGCCAAAAGAUUCUACGUGCGCGGAUUCGAGCAAAAGAUGUAUCGGAACGCUUCGAUGUAUUUUUCGCCCGCAGACACUCUGUACUUUGAAACUAUCCAAGAUUUUGAUGGUUUCGUAUUUCGUCAAACUAGAUUUCGGAACAACAUAGAGAAACCACUGGCACUCAAUAACUGCGACAUUAGAUCGGUUACCCUUGGAACAUUCGGUACCAUGGAUGGUUUGAUAGAAAGAUCAUUUACAGCUGUUGGCAUGUCUUACUUCGGCCACAAAACCAAGGCAGCUCGUGAUUUUGCCAUGUUGACCAACCUCGAGAGGCUCACGUUACUUCUCGACAACAAUGUGUUACAUACUUUUGGGACUCGGGCAACUUUUGCUGGCGAGAGUAUCGAGCUUAAUGAUAUUGAACAAAAUUCGUUUUCGAAGAAUGGACCUAUACAAGGCCGCAUGUUUUCAUACUCUAAAACCAUAUUUUCGGCAUUCAAGUCGAAGUUCGAAAACACAUUACGCAAGAUGUCUCACUCGUAUGUCUCACAUAUAAACGAAGGUCCGGGGGAUUGUAUGUAUUGCUUAUUGCGAGGGGGCAACGAUUUACCAGUUUCGACGUCUGAAUGGUGGAAAAAUCCAAAAGUUUCCAUCCUCGACAAAGAGAUUUACACCAAGGGCAUAGUAUCAAAGCCGGGUAUAUUCAAGCGUUGCGAGCGGUUGGAAAGGGCCGAUCAAAAGGCCUUGCGAAGGAGGAAACGGAUGAAGGAAUUGAUUCAAAAGAGAGCUACGCUGAAACGAAAGAACCCAUACAUGGAAGAGAACUGGAAAACUGCGAUAGCGAAGAAUGAAGCCGAAAUCGAAAAAAUAAGCGAUGAAAUAAACCUUCUUCGACAUGGCAGAGAGUAG